Ambispora leptoticha is the source of this 399-nucleotide messenger RNA. NCBI's taxonomy places the organism in Eukaryota, Fungi, Glomeromycota, Glomeromycetes, Archaeosporales, Ambisporaceae. The record is from the annotation of a GenBank genome assembly.
AUGCAUUCAACUCCAUCACGACCAAACUCCUCAUCUUCUUCAUCCCCAUCAACCCACGUAACCUUUGCCAAUCAAGUAACCGACGACGUCCACUCUCUCUACAUUACCGAAAUAUAUCCGGAAGCAUACAUUCCUUGUAACUCGGCCAGUUCUUCUGCAUUCAACUCAGCAAAUUCUAGUCCAUUUGGCAGUCCGUUAUUAUUCCCACGACAAACGCCAACUUUGAAUCCGGAUUUUCACAUGUUUGUUCUUCCUACGCCUCCAGCUCGUAUCAUUCGUAAACCAUCGCAGACGAUGGCGAGUCAACGUAAUUCCGUGUUGUUGGAUCCGAUUUUGGAGGAGGAAGAUGCGUCUUCCCAAAGAGAUUUGAGCAAAGACGACGUCAUGAGAAAUAAAUAA